CCACGGUCCCCUGUGCUCCUCCCCGUUCGCCGCCGCACGCCCCCACCCGGGCUGGCCUCGCCUCCUCGGCGGCGGCGGCGGCGGCUUCCCCGUCGUAGCUGUUCUUCCCGAGGAAAGGGAACCAGGCGCAAGCCAUGGAGGGGAACCGGGAUGAGGCAGAGAAAUGUGUUGAGAUCGCCCGGGAGGCCCUGAAUGCCGGCAACCGCGAGAAGGCCCAGCGCUUCCUUCAGAAGGCCGAGAAGCUCUACCCUCUGCCCUCGGCCCGCGCACUAUUGGAGAUAAUUAUGAAAAAUGGAAGCACUGCUGGAAAUAGCCCUCAUUGCCGAAAACCAUCAGGUGCUGGUGAUCAGAGCAAACCCAAUUGCACAAAGGACAGCAUAUCUGGUGGUGGUGAAAGUGGAAAAGGCUAUACCAAAGACCAAAUAGAUGGAGUUCUCAGCAUUAACAAAUGUAAAAAUUACUAUGAAGUACUUGGAGUUACAAAAGAUGCUGGUGAUGAAGAUUUGAAAAAAGCUUAUAGAAAGCUUGCUUUGAAGUUUCAUCCAGACAAAAACCAUGCACCUGGAGCAACAGAUGCUUUUAAAAAGAUUGGAAAUGCUUAUGCUGUUUUAAGCAAUCCAGAAAAACGAAAACAGUAUGAUCUCACGGGCAGUGAAGACCAAGCAUGUAAUCACCAAAACAAUGGCAGAUUUAAUUUCCAUAGAGGUUGUGAAGCUGAUAUAACUCCAGAAGACUUGUUUAAUAUAUUUUUUGGUGGUGGAUUUCCUUCAGGUAGUGUACAUUCAUUUUCAAAUGGCCGAGCUGGUUAUAGUCAUCAACAUCAGCAUCGACAUAGUGGACAUGAAAGAGAAGAAGAGAGAGGAGACGGAGGUUUUUCUGUGUUUAUCCAGCUGAUGCCCAUUAUCGUAUUGAUCCUUGUGUCAUUAUUAAGCCAAUUGAUGGUCUCCAAUCCUCCUUAUUCCUUAUAUCCCAGAUCUGGAUCAGGGCAAACCAUUAAAAUGCAAACAGAAAAUUUGGGCGUUGUUUACUAUGUCAACAAGGACUUUAAAAAUGAAUAUAAAGGAAUGUUAUUACAAAAAGUAGAAAAGAGUGUAGAAGAAGAUUAUGUGACUAAUAUUCGAAAUAAUUGCUGGAAAGAAAGACAGCAAAAAACAGAUAUGCAGUAUGCAGCAAAAGUAUACCGCGAUGAUCGACUCCGAAGGAAGGCAGAUGCCUUGAGCAUGGACAACUGUAAAGAACUGGAGCGGCUGACUAGCCUUUAUAAAGGAGGAUGAACUGGAAUUUUUAUUUAUACCUUUCAGCGUGCUCUUUAUCUCUUCUGUAAAUUUAAUUUCAUCAUGAGAGCUGAAGAAAAAGAUUUGAUAUUAAAAACUGAACUGAAUAGUUGGUUCCUGAAAUCUUGGGCUGUUUAUGACCUAUUGGUUCCUUUAAAUAGUAAGAACUGACAACUAAAAUUAGUAUUUAUGUUUCUGCAAUUAUUUUCGUUUUAAAAGCUUAUAUGAUUCCUAACUAAAUAUGUCUUGAGAAAGGAUUCUCAUACCUGUAGCAAUUCAGUUUUAGUGAUUCUCUACCUUUUCCCUCAUGUAAAUAUUUAUGGAAUGAUCAUUUUGUGUACAUACAGAUUAUUGCCUUUUAUUUAAAUUCUUUUAGUGUUUAGCUCCAUAAGACACUUCCUUUAAGUUGGUGGAAUAAAUGUUUUAUGACACAACUUUUCCCUGUCAGGUGUUGAGUAUGUGGAGUUUAAACAAUGAAACUUUUUCAGAAAGAAAGAAAACAAAAACUAUUUAACUUUAUGUAAAAUCUUAUAUAGCAUUAUCAGCUUAGAGGGAACUGAUAUUUUUAAUAUUGCCAUUAUAUUCCAAAAUAUGUAUUGAGAUAAAUGAACUGGUAUAAUGUAUCAGUUUGCUAUUUAGUUUUCUGAAUUGCUAAUCCAUGCAUAGAAAUGAAAUGCUAUGCUGAUAGAUUUUAAAGAAAAUAUGAGGAAAUGGCUAUAAAUAUUAAAUUAAAAGGGUCUUCAACAGUAAAUUGCAGUUAUGCCAUUUGCAAGUCCAGUAAUUAAAAGGCCCCAGCUGUUUGUUUAUGUGUCUUUGAAGGCUGCUAAAAUUUAUUUAGAGAACUCACCUAAUUUUCCCCCUAUGGAAACUUAAGUUUCUUAGUAAUCAUUUAAAAAUGCAGGAUCCAAAAGUCAAUGAAUUCUACAAAUAAAUAGUAAGAAAAAUUACUACCAAAUUAUAGCCUUGUGCCUUUUAACCCUAUUGCCAACUCUGAAACAUGUAAGUAGAUCACAAUUCACUUAUUUGAUCAGAGCAUGAUCUUUAUGGCCACAUGCAACAGUGGGCAGAAAUACAGUAGCAGGUAGAAUAGUGAUUUAUAGCAAAUCAUCCUUAAGAAAUUCUGAGCUAAAAUCUACUCUAACCAUUGAGUAAUUAAUUAUGUAGGAAUAAGCUCCUUGUAAUUAAAUCCAUAAUACAAGUUAGAGAAAAAACAGCUGGAAAUUGAAGUUUUUGGUGCCUAUAUAUUGAAAAUGAAACUAUUUUGAUUUCUAGUCUUCUAUGUUUAACAGGUAUAAUAUUUUGAUGCUUUUUCGUACUCAGUUAAGGGAACAUGAACAGUUUUGGGUAGUUUUUUUUUGUGAGUGAGAGAAUACUAGAAUGAGUGGCUUUGUUCUUUUAUUUAAGGAUUUCUUUCUUCUGGGUAUGUUUGAUUUAUGACGUUUGUUAAAUAAAACCACUAAAAUGAUAUUCUCUUAAAAAUGUCCUUGUUUCCCCUUUUCCAGGUGAAUCAGUAGAUAAUGUCUAAUUAAAUCAGUACAUUAAAUUAAACAUGCUGUCCUAGGAAACCUGGACAACUUACCCAACUUGCUUAAAAGAUGUGACCUUUAAAAAAAAAAAAAACAGUGCUUUAAAAAUAUAUAUAUAUAUAUAAUUUUAAGUAUUUUUUGAGCAUGUAGAAUGAGUAAAGAAAAAAAGUCAUCCUAAGUACCUUUGAAAGCUCUCAUGUAUCAGAAAUUUAUAAAAAUUUUAAUGAAAAAAAUUUCACCUUUAUUUUUCCAGUGUUAAUGUAAAAUUUACACUGUUGUGAUUGAUACUUCUUAUUGACUGAUUUAUUUCCUUAAAUCCCUGCUUUGAGGGGAUAGGUGAAGUUAUCAAAUUAAGUUUUACAUCAUAAAGUUAUACAUGACUUUCAGACAGUAUUAUAUUUCAGGUUUAUUGCUACAUUCUAUUUGAUAAUCUGUUAGGGGAAAUGUGUUUGAAAAUUAAAUUUUCAAAUCAACUGUGGAAAAUGAUUAUAGAGUGCCUGACGAUUUAAGCCACAUAUAAGGUAUGUAAGAAAGAUUGAGUCCCUAAUGUUACCUAUAUCAUGGUAUAAAGACCUAAUAAGUACUUAAAAUUUUGGGUUAAUCUUUAAAAGCAAGAUUUUAGAUAUCUUGAGAUUUCAGAUUUUCAUAUUUCUUAUUCCUUUAUGAUAAAACUCCCAGUAUUCUGCCAUCUUAUUUUUAGCUAGAGCUUUAAAAUAAUUUGAUUUGAUCAUUUUAAAGACCACCUAAAAGCCCUUUAAUUUUGCUUAUUAACUAGCUUCUUUAGCUGAUAUUUUGGAAGUUUGGCAGCAGUUGUUUUUAUUCUUUACAUUGUUUAUCCCUUUUUAUGCACUACUGUCCUUGUGAGGGUUUGAGGAAAAGGAAAUAGUAUCUUUCCUCUUCUUUUUGGCUUCCUUAGUUCCCAGAUAGAUCGGUGCUAGUCUUUAGUCAUUUGUAAGUUUUAGAACUUACUUUGAUCAAAUAAGACAACUGAAUUCUCAAUAAUGAGAAAUUUCAAGUUAUUUAUCUAAUAAUCUAAGUGAAUAUAACUGAUUUGGGGAACAGAUUAUAUUGGAAUUCUUAAUUAUUUGUUUCAUAAUUGUUACAUGUUUCUUUAUGAUUUAUAAAGGUUUUGUAGAGAAAAGUAAAAUCUUUAAGGCAUUUUGUGAUAACGCAUUAAAGGACUCUGCUUUUGUGUCAGCUCAGGUGUUCACGGGAACAGGAAUAUGGAAUGCUAGUCCUUACCUUUAAUUGCACUUUCAUGAUUAAUUUUUCUUCCUGUUAAAUCUUUUACACUGGUAUGUAAAAUAAAAAGAAAUGAUUAUUUGAUUUCCCUUCUGAUGAUCUGUAAUGAUUUAAAUUGCAGAUAUUUAAUAUUACUUAUUGUAUUCUUAUGUUUGAUUUUUAAAAAAUCUCAUACCUUGUGAAGGCAAUGAAAUAUUUCUCAAUGACCUGAGGACCAAAGGAACCAUCUUUCCAGUUAAACGAGUAUUAUUACAAAGGACCAAAUGGUUAAAAAGAGAAGAAUGUGUACAUUUACUUAGCUUCUGCAUGUGAAGCUUGGGUUCACUACUACCUGUAUUACUUACCCAUCUUCAUCCAAGUGAAGCAAACCGAAAGGGAAUUCAUAACAUUUUUUCUCAUCUGAACAACUAGUGAAAUGAAUAACAAAUCUGAAUUUUAAUCUUCACUAAAUAGCUGAAAACCUUGUCUUUUGGCUGUGUUGGGCUACUGCCUCAUCAAAAAUACAUAAAAUUCUCUGUCAGUUAAUGAAAGAGAAAGGAGUAGUCUGGCAAUAACUUUCAAAUUUUCCUGAAUUCAGAUUUUCAGUUAUGGCUAAAAUGAGGCUUUUCAUUCUUGCAUGCCCCUUUAAUAAUCUGGCAGGCAACACAGUCCUAGAAUUUAGGCUUCCUUUUUGGUUCAUGACUAUUAAAUAGAUAAUUCCUCAAAACAUACUCCUUAUAUUAAGGAUUAUGUAACCACAUUUUUUAAAAUAAAUUCCUUUUUCUUGUUGGUAUGUGAUUCCUUUUCAUUUAAUUUGAUUAUCUGCUGGUGUUGGGGCCAAUAGAUUUGUGAAUAUUCUGUGGAUGUGUACCUGUAUAAGUGUAUAUAUAUUUUCUUCCAGCUAAUACCUCAGAUGUGUGAUUGUUUAAUAAUAUAUAUACCACACUACAUUUGCACAUAGCAGGGCUUCCAUUAGCAGUGGAUAUUCAUAUUUCUAAAUUUGAAAAUCAGUCCACAGAAUUUCAUUGGUGUAAAUUCUUUCAGUUGAUCUUUUUUUCAUAUUUUAAUGCAAAUUCCUACUGUAAGGCCCAUACUUCAAAUAUAAUUGUAUCUUUCUAAAUCUAGCAAUCUGGAAAUAUAUAAAGGUAAGAAGUGUUUCUUAAAGUAUCUUAAUUUAGUAAGUGAUUAAAAAUUGGGAUGAUUAGUUGCCAAGAUGUCUAGUAACUGCAUAGCAGAUGACACCUGGCAUGAAUAUGGGUCUCAUUUACUUCACAAGAUUCUAUAUGUUCUGAUAUUCUACUUAGUCAUUUAAGAGCACCAUUAAAAUAGUAAACAUUUUCAGUGACUUUGGAGUAUUUUAAUCAUUGAUUUGAAAAUGAAUUGUUUGUGAGAUUGGAUGACUAUAAUAAUGAUAAGAAAUGUAAUUGAUAUUUUGUAAUUUAUAUUAAGAAAUGCUUCUUACCUUUUUUUGCUUUGUUUUGAUUUUUAGAUUGCUACAUAAGACUUUCUUAUUUAAAGUUUAGUUUUAGUUUGUUUUAAAAAGCUACAGGUAAUUUUCAAGGUAUGAUGGAAUUUUUAAUGGAAGCCUUAUGUAAGUUGAGUGAUGUGAAACUGGUAAAGGAGAUAUUACUUUAUUUGUAGUGCAUUCAAGAUUAUAUAAUUAGGUUUAAAGAUGAAAUGUCUGAUUUGUAAAAUAUUUAAUGUUAUAUCAGACUUAUAUAAAAUAAAAUUUUCUGUGUGAGAACUGUUAAAAUGCAUUUGAUUUUUAAUGAAUGUUCUACUGAAUGAUUUAUGAUGAAUUUUUUGUCUUUUAGUCUCUGUAGUUUAUCUCAAUAUAUUAAUAAAAAGGUUUGUUCUCACUGUAAA
This is a messenger RNA of Marmota monax (woodchuck), 5887 nucleotides long. It is a transcript of the gene Dnajb14, whose product is annotated as DnaJ heat shock protein family (Hsp40) member B14. Gene Ontology annotation, biological process: cellular response to misfolded protein. The transcript has 8 exons. The record is from RefSeq and is a predicted model, not a curated record. The coding region runs from base 135 to 1274 and encodes 379 amino acids. Gene Ontology annotation, molecular function: Hsp70 protein binding. Gene Ontology annotation, cellular component: endoplasmic reticulum membrane. NCBI's taxonomy places the organism in Eukaryota, Metazoa, Chordata, Mammalia, Rodentia, Sciuridae.